AUGGACACUCUCCACUACGAUACGCAUGUCGAUAGAACCGCUCAGCCCUCCGACGUAUCGCGCUCACGUUACCAACGAAACGCAACCCUACCUUUGACCUCAGGUCAUCUCGAGACUUAUUUCAAACCCAGAAGGCCACUUCACUACGACAACGAGUUUGGCGGUGGCCCGGAUAUCUUCAUCGCCGACGUUAAAGGCGAAAGUCGCCCAGCACACGAUGAUGACUACGGAAAUGGGCAGAUCACCGGUCUGGAAAGCAGUCGGAGCGAUGAAGAGUCUUCGAUACACAAAGUUGAAGAUAUGGGCUUCGAAGCAGCUGCGAACCAUCGCCUAAGGGUUUCCUCGAUACCAAGCGACUACGAUUCCAUCGUAUCCAAUUCUCUUGGAGAAGUGUUUCUCGAACGCGAGCAACGCCAAGCUGCUUACAUGCAGAAGCCGCCAGAAGCGACGUCCGUACAGUGUCGCCUACGGAAACAAACGGAAGAAUCCUUGGACUCGUGUCAGUCUGACGAGAUGUCGGCGCAAUAUCUGCCCAUGGAUUCGUUCGAAACCAUAUUCAAUCUCAAAUCGAUCGUGUUACUCUUGGACGAAACCUACAGUCCCGCAACAUCCCAGGUCAAUCCAAUGUUUGCUUUGAAAGCUAUACAGGCCGAGGAUCACAAAGCCUACAGAGAAGAACUCUCUGCACUCGAGAAAACUUGCACGCAAUUACAGAAAGAAAAGCAUUUGAUCAAGCUUCUUCUUACAUUUCAACACGGAUCGCAGUAUUACCUCCUCUUCGAAUGGGCGGACGGCGACCUCGCACAGUUCUGGAAAAGAUAUUCCUCAAGACCACCGUCUAUCCUGGACGAGAGAUGGGCUGCCGAACAAUGUUUGGGUCUUGCAAAAGCAGUCAGUCGAAUUCAUGGACUUACUACGUGGCAGAUGAACGAAAGGUCAUCCUCAUUUAGUUCGCUUAUCAAAGCCGAGCGCCAUUGGGGAAGGCACGGAGACAUCAAGCCUGAGAACAUCCUAUGGUUUCAGAACCACGGACGUGAUCCUAAUCUCCUCGUGAUAUCCGAUCUUGGUCUCACGCGCUAUCAUUCCCAAUUCUCGAAGUCGGUUGUUCCGCGCUCAGAUAUCGAUGGCCAUACUCUGGCUUAUCGACCGCCCGAUCUCGAUAUGGACGACAAGAUCUCCCAAAGAUACGAUAUCUGGUCCUUGGGAUGCGUAUUCUUAGAGUUCUGCGUUUGGUAUCUCCAAGGAUAUGAUGAAGUUGCGAAAUUCAGUUUCGAUAGGGAGGACGAGGAUGUGAUCACUUACGAACAUGUGUAUACUGACAAGUUUUUCAAUAUCGAGCAGACGGAAGAUGGACACAAGGAACCGCGCGUGAAAAAGGCUGUUCAAGAGCGAUUGGAAACAUUAAAGGGCUUAAGUGCGCAGACUACCUUUGCGAAAGAAUUGCUCUACAUUAUCGAGAAGAAGAUGCUUCGAUGCGCACCCGGUAAUCGGGAAAUGAUUAACGUUAUCAAGACUGAUCUUUCGGAAAUUCUGCAUGCCAUUUUGAAACAAUCAAAUUCCGAAGACGUCUCACAAGAUCUUGCUGGCAUCAAAAGGGACAACUCUGCCCCAUCCUUAGACGCGCCAAGGAAUAUAAGCAUUGAAGACACGCGCCAGUCGACCACCGAGAGCCCAGAUACGCCCACAGAAGAUGACAAGGACGACGGUAUCGUUAUGCGCACGAGGUCUCAAAGACUGACACGUGAGAAUCGCGAGCGAAGUGAGGUUCGUCAAAAUCUCGCACCGGGCACAGAUGCGCAGGCCGCGUGGGCAACACCUGCAGCGGAUGCAGUAACGGAGACACCCCCUCAGAGGACGAACAUCCAGCCCUCGGAAGAAGUGCUGGAGCCGGGACAGACGGAAGCAUCGCACGGGCACGCCGCUGGCUCUGGUCUACAUGAAUCCUCGGCCACAACUACGAAGAACAAGAUAAGGCAACGUGUUAGCCAGAGGUCAAGGAAGUGGCUCCGAGAACAUUUGAUACAACUCAAACGCAUGUGGAAAAGUUGA
Molecule: messenger RNA, 2049 nt
Organism: Alternaria triticimaculans
Lineage: Eukaryota; Fungi; Ascomycota; Dothideomycetes; Pleosporales; Pleosporaceae
Exons: 3
Coding region: 1-2049 (682 amino acids)
Biological process (GO): peptidyl-serine phosphorylation; peptidyl-threonine phosphorylation
Molecular function (GO): ATP binding; protein serine/threonine kinase activity
Source: RefSeq, a predicted model, not a curated record